This is a messenger RNA of Monopterus albus (swamp eel), 3889 nucleotides long. RefSeq names its product KAT8 regulatory NSL complex subunit 3 (gene kansl3). The transcript has 22 exons. The coding region runs from base 243 to 2861 and encodes 872 amino acids. Gene Ontology annotation, cellular component: NSL complex. The record is from RefSeq and is a predicted model, not a curated record. Lineage: Eukaryota; Metazoa; Chordata; Actinopteri; Synbranchiformes; Synbranchidae. Gene Ontology annotation, biological process: positive regulation of transcription by RNA polymerase II.
CGGGGGAGGAUGUUGUCUAGCAUGGCAACAGAUUGCACAACAAAAGGAAGUGCGGCUGGUACGCAAUAUGAUUUUGUGUUUUGUGUAACUUAUACACUUUAUUAAGAACACCUUUCUUCCUUUGGUUUGGUUUUCCCAUAAGAGGAAUUUAAGCCGUCACGACGAACAUGGUGUAAUAGAACUAAGAGCAGUCUGGUCUAAAUCCACACGAAUUGUUGAGCCCUUCCCUGGGCUGGAAGAGGAUGCAUCGUGGUGGGGAUAAGGACUUCCAGGUACUGGCACGAAAGAUGGCCACAUCAUUGCUUUUCCAGCUAUCAGCUCAUGAAAGAGAGCUGGAUUUGGUGUUUCUGGACCACAGCUAUGCCAAACCAUGGAAUGCCCACCCAGAUGCCAGCAGCGCCCGCCCCACAAGGACACUGUUUGUUACCCCUCGUCGCCCGCCUGAAGCCUUAUCAGACUCGGAUUCUUUAAUAGAUGUGGAAACUGUCACACCGACACCUAUUCCUUUAUAUGACAACCAGAAAGCUCUUAGUGUGAUGAAGGAAUGUGAGCGACAUGUCCUAUUUGCUCGUACUGUUGCUGAGAGCCCUCCACCUCCUGAUGACUGGGAGGAACACAUAAACAAGACUGGAUGGUCAGUGGCUCAGAAUAAACUGUUCAACAAAGUCCUUAAAGCUCUACAAGCUGAAAGACUAGCCCGUCUGGCCAAUGAAAAUGCUUCCAAUGAGCCAAUCUUGCGGAGAAUAGCUGUGGACAAGUGUGCCAGGAAGGUGCGUCAUGCAUUAGCCAGUGUGAACUGGGACACUAAACUGACACAGUGGUUACAUGUCACCAUGAUUGAGUCCUUAAGCCUUGCAAUGCUUGCCGCUUACUUGGAUGUGCUGCAGACUCUUAAAAGCAAGUUGCCCUCACUGAUUGACCGAAUGUUGCUAUCCUCGGCAAAGACUGGAGCUCCAAGUGCAGAAGCACUGUCACUGCUAUUGAAACGGCCCUGGGAUCCAGCUGUUGGAGUUCUGUCUCAAAACAAACCGAGCAAGCUUCCUGGAUCCCCACUAAUCCUAAUUGCACCAUCAAGCCCAACGAAUCCUGCCCUCUCUGCCUCACGACGAAUGAGAUUCUGGCAGUCGCAGUUCUCCUGCCUGGGAAAGGUCAUCCCAGUGCACACUCAUGUGAACAGUGGAGCCAAUAUUAGCAUCACCCAGUGUCUAGAGCACAUGCUGGGCACUGUCAGGGCCAAGGUCAUGGAGGUUCACAGUCACUUCCCCCACAAACCCAUUGUCCUGGUCGGAUGGAAUGCUGGCGCUCUCAUCGCUUGUCAUGUAUCCCUUAUGGAGUAUUUGACUGCUGUGGUGUGUCUCGGGUUCCCUCUGCUAACAGUAAACGGGCCAAGAGGGGAUGUGGAUGACCCGCUACUGGACAUGAAGACCCCAGUGUUGUUUGUGGUCGGCCAGAAUGCUCUGCAGUGUAGUAUAGAAGGCAUGGAGGAGUUCAGAGAGAAGCUGAGGGCAGACAACAGCAUGGUUGUGGUGGGGGGAGCAGACGACAACCUCAGAAUCAAUUCUGCGAAGAUGAAAUCAGAGGGACUGACACAGACCAUGGUGGAUCGCUGCAUUCAGGAUGAGAUAGCUGACUUCUUGUCGGGUGUCCUCACAAGGGCAGAGGGGCAUGGUCAUGGCUCUGGGGAAAUGAGAGAUCUGGACACAGAGAAGAAGAAAAGGCCUCGACGGGAGCUUCCCUUUGACAUGGAGAGAGGGCGACCUUCCUCCCCGGCACUUAGAAUUCCUAUUUCACCAUCAGGUUCAGAGGAUCUGUCUAGUGUCUGCAGCAGUCCCACUUCAAGCCCCAAACCCAAGACAUCUGGUUUGUCUCCAGCACAGAAGUCCAGUCUGAUCACAGCUACACAGCUCCUCAAGACACACAUGCAGCGCUCUGGCACAGUACUCACUCACAAGCAGGCUCAAGCUCAGUUUGCUGCUUUUAUGAAACAAAACAUGCUUGUGAGGAAAAAUCUUCCUCCUGGUACCCCUCCUUGUAUUUUUGUGCCAGUGACAAGUGAUCAGAUGGAGGGUCUUGACAGAGAUGAACUGAGGUCCCAUGGCAAGAGAAGGCAGACGCCUAGUCCUACACCAUGCAAAGCCACCAAAAGAGCCAAGAUCAAGGUCACCAUUGUUUCCCAAAGCGAGACACCAGGGGGCGCCAUCAGCCCUGUUGCACAGGAAGUGGGUGUCUCUGGCAAGCCCUUAACAGUAACAGUGGGACAGAAUGUGGCUGGGGCCAAGGAGCUCUCUGGACUUCUUACAGCCCAGCGGUCUGGUAGUCUCUCAGAGGUGUCUGGUGCCCUGUCCCUAGGCUCCAGCUCAUUCAACAGCGUGCAACCUUGCAUGGUGUCAGGGUCCUCCACAGCAGUCCAGGCGCAAGCUCCGGCUACUGCCCAAGCAGCUUCCGCCCGCAGUCUGCUACAAGGCUUAAGUUUCAGUCUCCAGGAGAUCGUCACCAAAGCUCCUAGUGUGUCCUCUACAGCAGCCAACACAAGCAACACCCAGGUAGUUUGUGGCAAGCCCCAGGGUCAGGUCCUGAGCUCUAUUGGUACCAGCAGCAGUACUCUGCUCCGAGCAGUGCCCGUGGUCACCACAGGAGGAAUGGCUAAAACCACAGCUAUCCACCAGCUGCUCACCAAUGGCGGACUGGCCAAACUUGCCAGCAGCUUGCCCGGCUUGGCACACAUCACCAGUCAGACCGCUGUAGGGCAGAAAGCCCCCACUUCUAUAACGGUGACACUUCGAGGAGCACAGCAGAAUAGAGUGGGAUCGCUCAGCCAAGGUGGCGAUGUGACCCCUGCUCGUAGCCAUGAACCCAAGUGAACGUCUUGGCUCCGUUUCCAUGUGGUGGUGCACCUGAAGCUAGUGCUGUGCAUCUGGGAGCCACAGCCUGCUGAUGAGAGACUACCCUCCCUGCAAUGACGAAAACACCACCCCACGACGUGCAGAACACCUGCCUCACAGCCUCCAGAGGGCUUCCUUGUUGAGAUGGUUGGCAAAGGCCAGGCAGUUACUGUUGACUGUGGCUGAGCUGCUUCGCUGCUUAUGGGUAACACUGACUAUACCACUGCAGCAGUAGCCGUCAUGCUACACCCUGCGCUCUCUUCUAACACCUUUGAGCAAAUUCUGACAGGUAUAUAACAUGAUCACAUGUUAUCCUCUACAACAGGAAAUUAUAAAAAUACACCAGGAGAACAUACAGCCUGCCUGGACUGUGAUAACACCACUGUAAAAUCUACAAAAGCAGAGGUGGGCAACUCUUGGUGACUCUAAACCUAAAACCACGGCCAUUUCUGUCUAAAUCCUUAUGUCAUGUCUGCUAUGAUAUGGAUUAUCAUAGGCCUAAGUAUGAUGUUUGCAGCAUUUUGAUGUAUGUCUGGGCCUUUCAAUAUAUCCCCAUAAUUGUGAAAUAACAAAAUUUCCAUGUCAGUAUAUUCAGACCAUAACAGUAAUUCACCCUGAUACCUUUUUGUCUUUUUUCUUUCACCAUGAGAUAUUCACUAUACGAGAGGCCUAAAAUAUGUAAGAGUAAGAACUAAAUGUUAAAGCUUAUUAAAUAUCAAUACUGGUCAUAAUCAUAUGAUUAUCAAAUAUACCUGACAUAGUCUGUGCACCUGUGCAAUGCUUGGCUUGAAUAAUAUACACUUUGCACUCAAAAGCUGCAAUACGUGAACUGGUCAGUGGUUAUGAUAAAGAGUAUUUGUUAUAUUUGUUGACUUUAUUAUCUCAUAUUCCAUAGUUUAAACUACUGUACAAGGCAGUAUUUCCCAUCUGCACUGUCAUCAUUUUACUGUAUAUGGGCUUUUUGUUUGAAACUGCCACAGUAAAAUUAAGACUGAUUUGACUCAGCU